AUGGAUAAUAAAGUCAAUAAGCGGGAAACUUGGGGCAAGACGAUCGACUUUGUUCUUGCCCUCGUAGGGUUCUCUGUUGGACUGGGAAACAUUUGGCGCUUCCCGUACCUUUGCUAUAAAAAAAUGGUGGAGGUGAGUGUAGAUGGCGUGACGGUUGAUGAUAAUUACUGUAAAUUUACUUGUAUUAUGUAAGUGCUGGUGCUUUUGAUAAUCUGGCGAAACUUCAUUCGUUUCCAUUUGAGUAUGUUCGAAUAAAGCGCGAAGGAGCAACUGCAGAAUACCUUGCCACUUUGGUCCACCUCAUUUAUGUGUCGGGAGGCUUCGAAGAUGGAGGCAUAAUACAACAAACUGUAUUCUUAUUCAGUGACAUGUAAAUGAGUGGCAGGGUAUUCUGCAGCAUAGCCAGCUUGAAAACAAUUAACAGUUCGUAAAAUAUGUCUUUGGUCAAUCUUGUUUUGACAUCCAUUCACCACAUUAUACUGAGAUGCCUCCGUCCGUGCGUCACUCACGUCAAGGCCAUGCAUGUGUCUCACAAGCCAUAGGCUAUAAACUCUAUUUGAUUAGAUUUGAAAAUUUUAUCUGGUGGCCACGUGAUGUACUUAACAAUGAAUCUGAAAGCUGUUUCUUUCUGUCUUGCUGAGACCAAGUGAGCAAGCGAGUAAUCCCAACAGUCAAACUUGUUUUGAACGGCUUCUUUCACCACUUUAAACUAACAAACAUAUAUCUCUGUGUCACUCGGGUCAAUGCCUCGUGCCUCAACACUAGGCUGCAAACUUUAUUUAAUUGCAUUUGAGAACUUUGUAUAGAUGCCUAAUGAUGUACCUGACACUGAAUUUGAAAAACUGUUUCAUUUUUGUCUUGCUGCGAGCAACUAAUAUAUUUCCGUGACUUAAGUAUAACGUUAGGCACGAUCGAACAAUCGUUUAAGAAUGUUUACAAAGAAUACAAUUUACCUACUACUUAUGCAAAACAGUGACGUCUUUGAAACUUUAGCAAGGGCUUAAGGGCCAUUAUUUUAGUAAACUAUUCUAUAAGCUUGAAAACUUUUCUUUUCGUUGUUAGGAACAGAAAUCGAAAAGUUUUUGCAUGCAUGGAAAAAUACAAAUAUGCAGAUUUUAACUGAAACCAUUCCUAGACUACUCUACACUGCUUCCAUUUUGAAAUAGUCAAGAUAUAAUUGUUUCAGAUCUUUCUGAAUAUAAUUAAUUUUCCUUUUGUUUGGAUGGUCUUUUGCCUCAAGCGAUUUAUCGGCGGUUUAUGAUCAAAAAUUGCGUUGACAACAAAGCUGACCAAUGUAUACUAUUUAAGAAUUAGAAACAGCAAGCUUUUCUUUACAAUUAAACAUUAUUUGCUGAUUUAAACGCAAUGAACAGGUUUUCGUUAAGAGGUGCACUUGACGAAGAAAGCCUCUGGCUGAUGUGUUUUCCACUAAGUUGUGAUUCGUUCUUGAUUCAUUAUUCACAUUUUUGCUUUGUUUUCAUGUGUUACCGGGUACCUCAUGUAGGAUGUUUUCUGAUCCCGUACCUAAUUUGCCUCGUUUUUGCUGGUGUCCCUGUUCUAAUCCUGGAAGUUUGUCUGGGGCAGUUUGCAAGUCAAGGUGGAAUUACAGCAUGGCUGAUAUGUCCGCUUUUUUCAAGGUUUGCUUUUAUCGAUUUAAAUGUAUGUAAUAGUUCAAUCGUUGGUUUUUGUCCCAUUGGGUGUGGCAAACGAUAAUCGAGAAAUCAUGAUUAUAAUUUUCUUCGUAACCCCGUUAAUGAUAAGAAAUAGCGAGUGUAAGUUUCCAUAAGAAACUGUGGUGCUGUGUCAGUAAGUAGGGGAGGAGGGAGGGGGAUAUCCCGAUAUAAUUUUGUGCUAUCAGCCGAGUUUAUAAUGAAAAAUGGCCACCGUAAAAAGAUUUUAAGGUAAAGAGAUUCUAACGUUUCGAGCAUCAGCCCCCAUUUAACAUAAAUGUUUAAAAGAGCGAAGUAUUACUAAUACGUGACCAUUAAAUAACGUAAAAAUAGGUUACAUCGAUAACAAUUCGAGGGAAGAGAAGUCAAAUUGGCUGAUGUAACAUUUCAAAUACCUUUUACUGUGUCAUUGAGUGCCGACAUCUUGUUAGCGUUAAGUAAGACGAUUAACGAUUUUCAAGUUGUACUCAAGAGAAUAUCGUCAGUUGAUAUUUUCUUGUUGUACUACAUUACACCGGGUCUUGACAAUUUUCCGCCAUUUGCUCGCACUAGGUCUUCCAUUCAGCUUUAGAGAAAGUGAGAAUGUAUGGGAGGAACGAAAUACCUACAAUCAGGCAUUUUCUUUUACCUUUUUGCGUUCACGAGAGACUGAUAAGAUAUGAAUAUGAAAACGAUCUUGGCAGCAAUGAAUGGUACUUAGGCAGUAGUGAGAAUGAGGCCUGAAAAGAAACUCAAGCCUAUACGGGAUUUUAACCCAUGGCCUUUGCGAUACCAGUGCAAUGAUCUAUCAACUGAUCGAGUUGACAAGCCAGCUGGCAGCUUGUCAUUAUGUUGGUUUGCAAUAAACCCGUGAAGUGAUGAAUCGAUGGCAGUGCAUAUAUGAAAAUAUUUAAGAAAUGAAUAUGAAAGCGAUCCUUUCAUUAAUGAAAACUACUCAAGCAACAGUGAAAGUAAGGCCUGAAAAAAUUCAGGCCUGUACGGUAUUCGAACCCAUGACCUCUACGAUAUCGGGUUUAUUACGAACAACAACUUACAGUGAAUAUAUAUACAUAUAUACAUAUAUAUACAUAUAUAAACAUUUGAACUUUGAUUUCAUUGCAGGCAUUGGAUGGGCAAGUGUCAUCAUCGUUCAGUUUUUAAACAUAUAUUACAUCGUCAUCCUUGGCUGGGCUCUGUUUUACAUGUUCGCAUCUUUCCGAUCCGAGCUUCCCUGGUCUCGCUGUGGCAAUGAAUGGAACACACCGAAUUGUAUUGACUAUGUCACAUCUGAAAAAGGCUCCAGCAAUACCACAGUCUUACCAACCGUAAUGGCGAGCAUGUCGAACAUGUCAACAGUGCCAACUGCAGUGGCAAAGGUAGCUAAAGUGUCUGCGAGCGAGGAGUAUUUUGAGUGAGUGAAGCUGUAAGGUAGUUUAAUAUUAACUCUUUGACCUCUAAGAGUAACUUAUUACCCCUGACUCAAACAGUUAGGUCACGAAAAUUUUAAAAAAAAUUAUCACCAACUAAAGAAGCUCUUUAUUGUUAAACAAAUUUUCCUUACAGCCACUUUAACAAAUGUCAAAGUCAAAUGAACAGUAUGCGUUAUGUGUAAAGAUUAUGGGCAGCGUCCCGAUGUUUUAAGCUUAUUUAUUGCGGGAAAAAAGAGUACCUUGUACUCGAAACUAGUCGAUCAGUCGGUAAAUCGGCCAGUUGGUCAGUCAUUCAUUUGGUAAAUCAGCGGGUCGGUCAGUUAGUAGGUUAGUCACUCAGUCAGUUGGUAGGUCAGUUAGUCAGUCGGUCAGGCGGUUAGUCGGUCGGUCAGCUGGUCGGUCACUUGUUCAAUCGGUCUGUUGGUCAGUCAGUCAGUUAGUUAGUCAGACGACCAGUUAGUCAGUCAUCCAGCCAGUCAGCCAGUCAGCCGGUCAGUCAGUUGGUCAGUCACGCGGUCAUUCGGUCAGUCAACUAGUUUGUCAGUUGUUCAUUUGGUCUGUUGGUCAUUUGGUCAGUUGAUCAGUCGGUUGGUUUGUCAGGCAGUCAGUUGGUAAGUCAGCUAGUUGGUCAGUUGUUCAAUCGGUCUGUUGGUCAGUUGGUCAGUAGGUCAAUCACUUGGUUUAUCAGGCGGUCAGUCGGUCAGUCAGCCAUUUAGUUAGUUGUUCAGUCGGUCUGUUGGUCAGUUGGUCAGUUGGUCAGUUGAUUAGUUGGUCAGUUGGUCAGUUGGUCAGUUGGUCAGUUGGUCAGUUGGUCAGUUGGUCAGUUGGUCAGUUGGUCAGUUGGUCAGUUGGUCAGUUGGUCAGUUGGUCAGUUGGUCAGUUAGUCAGUUAGCCAGUCAGUCAGUUGAUCAGUCGGCCGGUGGGUCAGUUGGUCAGUCAGUCAGUCGGUCAUUCAUUUAGACAGGGAAGAUUACUAUUAUUAUUUUCACGCAGAGUAUCAUCAAUAUGAACAAUUGAACAAAUAUAUCUAGUAGGCGGGUUCAUAAGUCACCGAGCCCCGCGAUGAUUACCAACUACAUUACUUACCUAUCUUUCCAGACAUAGAGUCUUAAAGCUGAGCACUGCUUUGGAUGAACCCGGCAUAGUGAACUGGGAAGUAGCUUUUGUGUGUCUCUUGUUGGCUUGGAUUAUCUGUUACCUCUGUGUUUUCAAAGGUGUCAAAUCCACAGGAAAGGUGAGGGAGCUGUAAUCUUAACAUUUUUAAGUUUCUUGCUCUCUUAGGUUGCCUCUCAUAGAGAGAAUUAUGUUGUUAAGUAAAAUUUUCUUCCGAGUCUAAGGGACUUUUAAAUUUUAUACUCUUGUUUGAGAUAAUUUCUGUUAUAAGAAACGUAUCUAACCUUUUGUUUCUAAUUGACGUUCUUAUAACUUCGGUUUACCAAUGAAACUCCCACAGGACUUUCCUCGAGAAUUGAAUUUUUAUCAUAUCUCAUUAAAAGCUAAAUUCGAAAGGGUUAAGGAAUAUCUAAAUUAUUUUAAAUCUUUUAACUGGCACUUCUUUCUGGCCUUUCAUUCUUUUCUGGCCUUUUAUUCUUUCACCCAAAUAAUUUCUUAGGAUAAUCUUAACAUAGUUAAUUUAAAACUUACGCUUUUUUCGUCUUGUCAACACGAUGAAUCGAACCUCCGACCUACGCGUUCUGAUACUCAACCUCUGAUCUUCGACUGACAAAAACUCUUCAUUUGACCCUGAUGAUGACUUCCGCUUAGUUUGUCGAAACGUCAGUCACUUCUACCAACAACAGUCCUUCUCGGGACUACCCCCACCAAGAAGAUUAAACCACACGUUCAAAUGUUGCAUCUGGGUUCAAAACAUUUACUAUACAGACAACAAUAUUGCCCAAUAUACUUAGCUAACAACAACAGCUCAGUAAAAAAAAAUCGUAAAAAAAAACAACAACAAACAAACAUACGGACAGGGAAAGGAACACAUCAUUACAUGAAUGAUAUCUUUCACAGGUUGUCUACUUCACUGCCACAUUUCCUUAUGUACUUUUGACGAUUUUGCUCGUUCGAGCCGUCACUUUACCUGGUGCUGCUGAAGGGAUCAAGUUUUACCUCACUCCAAAUUUUACUCGACUGGCUGAUGGUCAGGUGCGAAAUGAUGAAGAAAUGGGCCAAGUCAGAAAAACAUUUUUAUUAGUUAUUUAUCAACUAUAACCUUUAAGAGGGUUUCAAUGGGUUAGGUGUAAAAAGUUGACAAUUUUAGACUGUUAUUCGUAAAAAAUGUUUACCGUAAGAAUUGUUCUUUUAAUUGCAACGGGAAAAAAAAACUGACUGUUAGCUGUCAAUGGGCCAAAAUUUUAACUGUUAGCCGUAAAAGCUAUUACCCCAUUGAGACCUACCUAUAAAUUAAAGUUUACACUUGGUCAUUUAUUUACUCUUAGUUUUUGUUCAAACUCGAAGGUGUGGCUUGAUGCUGGAACGCAAGUGUUUUUUUCAUAUUCUAUUGGACUUGGAACGUUGAUUGCCCUCGGGAGUUACAACAGAUUCCAUCACAACUGUUACAGGUUAGAAAACACAAGAACAUUUGCUUGGUUUCUUUGCCAAGAGUGUCGCCCCUUGUCUACUUGGUGACGUUUCGAUAACCUUUCCACAGUUCUAGCUGAGAUAUUAUGGCCUUGUUUGUAUGAGAUUACAUUUAGCGAAACUGAGCUUUCAAUCAGCAAAUUUGCUCACGUUUUAAAACCUAGAUGCUGCCUCGGAGAAUCUAAUUUACGAAUACAGUGACACCAUUGAUAGGAUUUUAUAAUGAAAGAGUCAAAGGGGUCGAACAUCUGUAUCUAUUUAAAACACAAUUACUAAGUAUUUCACGAUAGCGCGGUUUUCAGCUGGUCUUAGAUUGCUUUGCAUAAGUCUUUUUAACUUUUCCCCGUAAUUGGUCUAAAAACUCUCUCCACCACCUUGAUCAAUCAAAUGCAAAACUAAAGCCAAUCUCAACUUGGUUACUCGUGUUUUCCCGCGCUUUACGCAGGGUGCCUGAUUAUAUCUUGAGUUCCCAUUGGUUCAUGGUGAUUCCACCCUUGUUCUGAUUGGUUUCUGUGAUCACUUGGGUUUUGGUUUUCGACUCUUAAUUGAAAACUCUCAAUAAAAUUAAAUUCUGAAUAAAUAAAAAGCAGAAGUGUAAGCUUGGAUGUCUUGUUUAUUUAGCGAAAAUUUGUGUUAAACAUUUUAACUUAACAAUUAAUGCUAUUUCUCGCACAGGGACAGCAUAAUAUUCGCUUGUGUAAACAGUGGAACAAGUUUCUACGGCGGUUUUGUGAUUUUUUCAGUUCUUGGCUUCAUGGCUCAGAAGCAAGGGGUUGAAGUGAAGGAUGUGGCAAAAGGGGGUAAGAAAAGACGGGUAGAGCCUGGGUAGAGUAAUUUUCAAACGAUUGUUCAAACCAAGUCGAGAUUGCAUUGGAUUUGCCUUCCAUCCCUAUGUAAUUAGUCCAGAAAACUCGUACCACUCUCGCAUAUGUUUAUUAGUUCAUUAAGUUGUAUCUUCUCAAACUUUGUUUAAGAAGAUCUUGUUCCCUCAUUCAGAAGAUAUUAGUUAUUUCACGAUAAAAUCUACCUGAUUUCCCGGGCUCUGUAAUAUACAUAUCAUCCCCCCUCACUGGCAGUUCAUUGGCAAUCAAAUUGUCUUAAGUCCCCUGUCUAUACUCUGUUGAUGGCGACUGAUCCCCUUCGUUUCCCCUGAAAACCAUGAGAUCCCCUCCCAAAUCCUCCAACCCCCCCCCACCCCCCUCCCCCCCAAGAAAAAAGUUGUUACUGGUCUCUAACUCAUCACAUCACCUCCUCCCCAGGUCCAGGACUUGCAUUCAUCGCUUACCCAGAAGCUGUUGCUCAGAUGCCUUUGGCCCCUCUAUGGUCGGUUCUGUUUUUCUUUAUGGUCUUCCUGCUGGGACUCGACAGCGAGGUAUUAGAGCAAAUUUGCAGUUUAUCAUACUUUAAACUGGAUAUCUCGUGUGUUUUACAAGUCUGUGCAUAGACAUUGAAGAAAACAUGAAGGCGCAUAUUAUGAUAAUAACCUCUAAUUUUUGUCUUAUUCCAAGUUUGUAGGCAUUGAGGGAUUUGUAACAGCCAUCGUAGACCUGUUCCCCAGACACUUAAGGCGUGGUUAUCGUAAAGAGAUGUUCAUCGCAUUUAUGUGCUGUAUCUGGUUUCUCAUUGGUCUGUCCAUGGUUACUAAGGUACCUUCAAAAGCAUAAAUGAUAAACGCAAAGAUCUUGUGUUAGAACUUUCUGGAACUAAGUUACAUGCAGGCCCUUAUUAUGAGCCCUACAGGACGCGUGUUUCUCCGCCUACGAAAAGAUUUGAGUCGAGUCGACGAGAGGUUUACCUCUGGGAUCGGUACCGGGGAUCUGAGUGGCACUAAUAUGAGACCUACACUCACUUCACACUUCUUGCCGGUUUGCGUUUCUCAAAGCCUCUUACUUUUCCGCAGGCGAAGAAACUCUCGUGCCGAGCUCUAAUAGUAAGGGACCUUUAGCAAACCACGACGGCGAUGACAACGAGGAAGUGGCAAAACAAAAGAUCUAAUGAGCAGAACAAUAGCGCAGCUCGUGCGUUUUCAAAGUGUGUACAUUUCUUAGCCGUCCUUUGCAAAAUGGCAACGCGAAAUCAUCAAAAUUUUCGUGGUCCGAGAAAUGAAACUUCGCCGGCAAAUUAUCUAAGUUUCUAUUUGGAACUCAACGCUGUUCUCGUAUGCUAUACUGAGGUUAACUUGCGGCACUGUAAGGGAUGUUAAUCAUAUCCACUCAUUCGCGAAAUUCCAGCUAAAAAUAUACAUUCAUUUUUAAAUCAACGUGCGCGUCUUCUUUGGCGUUGCCGUCGUAACUGCAAAAAAUCCCUAAUAAUUGGGAGCUUAAGCAAACCACGACGACGGCAAUGAGGACGCAAACCAACACCUCGAAAUCACCAAAAUUUGCGUGAAAUAAGAACGGAAACUCUGACGGUAGAUCAGUUAUGUUUCCAAUUUGAACUCAACCAUGCUCACAUGCGUUAAGCGUAAGUUGAGGUGUGGCAACGUAAGAGAUGGUAAACACGUCUAGUCAUUCGAGAAACUCUUACCAAAAAUAAGAAUUAGUUUUCUUAAUUUAAUUCACGUCUUCCUCGGCUUUCCCAUCCUGACUGCUUAAGGUCCUUAAUGAGGGCCUGAACAAGCUCUUCUGAAAAGUAACUCUACUUUUUAUAUCAAAUUCCUGGUUAAUGAAACCCCGAUCAAAAGCCUCCACAGAGUUUUUAAUUCAUUUAAUAUUCUCUCAUGAAAUUGAUAAUUUGCCAAAAAAACAAAAUAAUAAAAGAUCAUAGAACGUAAAAGCAAGUAAUUUUUCUGUAGAAGCGCUAACUUACGAAGUAUUUCUUUGUAGGAAUGCGGAAUAUGUUUUUCGACGACAUUUGCCUUAGUUUUAAAGGGAUAUGUAUUUUUAUAUAGUUACAUACGAUUAAGAAAAUAUUGAGCAUAUGUAUCUUACUUAGAACAAAGCAAAGUGCUAUUUUAAACAUGACAAAACAACCGCAAUCGGCAAAAACAGAUAUAAGCUCUGGUUUUACAUAUUUAACUUUCCUCUAAUCCUAAAACAACGCUAUUGUGGUAGAACAGCAGUAAGACCUCUCUUUUAGCCUACAUGCCAACGUUUCUCCUUGUUUCAACAUAGAAAACGACUUCAAAAAUAGGUUAGAAGGUUACUAUUAUAACGAAAUAAAAUCUCAGGGCCGUGUGAGGAUUCCGAUCGAGCCUGUGUCGAUUUCUCAGUAAUUUCACGAUCAGACGAGCAGCGGAGAAAGCCUCCGCGAGCUUGAUCAUAUGAUAGGUUAUAAUGUCAUAUUCACUUCUACUAGUAGAAUUGCAACCCGUGAUUUUCGUUAAAUGUUGAUGUUUUUCUUUAUUUUUCAGGGUGGGAUGUACGUCUUUCAACUAUUUGACAAUUACUCGGCCAGUGGCUCUGCUCUUUUGUGGAUCGCCUUGUUUCAAAGUAUUGCCAUUGGUUGGAUCUACGGUAAGAAGAUAACAGUUACAACCAAAAGUGUGGACGGAGGUUCUAUUUAUACGCCUGAAUUGACUAAAAGUGAUCUUUAUUAAAACGUUUGAUUACAGAAUAUGCUUUUAACCAACCGUCCAAAGGAGUUUUAACCUCCAAUGAACGUUACGAUAAGUUGGGGGGGCAGUGCGAUUCCACAGUCCACGUUUCCUUCGAUCAUGCGCGCGUUUUCCAUUGUCUCAGUAUCUCGUGUGAACCGACCCAAUUCGAUUGGUUUUCCGAUAGGUGGUGAACGUUUUACGACGAUAUGGAGAAUAUGAUUGGAUUUCGUAUUAACCCGUGGCUCAGGUGGUGCUGGAUGAUAUUCACACCUAUUUUCUGUUUGGUAAGACAGAAUAUUUAUUUAUCAGUCUCAGAAUUCAUUCUCAGUUUCAUUAUUAAACGUAAUAGAGAGGGGGGAAGGCAAUGACGUUAUUAGAUACAUGUUAAUUUACCGUGACGUUUAACACAUUGGCAUCUGGGUCAAGAGGGUCUCUGUUAAGCCUUGGCCAGAAUGGAAAUCUUAAUCUAAGAAAAUUAAGUGCAUGUCUUCUUUUGUAACAAUUCCAUUCCAUAGCGUUUCUUGAUUUCUUUAUUGCUUGAAUGUCGAUCUUUCUCUUCGCCAAGUUUGCAAAAAAAAAUCUGUGUACACGGUUUAUAGCCAUUGUUAAUCGUAGACGAAAUUGUAUGUACGUUCCUUUUAAGAGUUUUAAAGACACAUUUCUAUAUGCUGAUCGCAGUUCAGUGAUAGAAAUGGGAGUCACCCCACUCGUUUUGUGUUGGAGGUACAUAAAGCAGAACAGUAAGGGUUUUCAAAAGGGUGGCAGUGUUGUUAUGGUAACCUGAAUUAGUUGAGAAAUUAUCACAAAUUGUUGAGAAAUAAUUAAACAUUUUUUUUAUAUGACUUUCAGGGAAAUGAAAAAAAAACCGUUGAAGCUACAGUCUAUCAAAGAGUAGCUGAAUAAAAAAAUGAUAACAAAAUUAUUUCGAGCCACCUUAAGGAUUUUAUCUUUUUUUUGUCCAUAGGGUGUUUUCAUUUUUAGUCUAGUGACGUAUUCGCCUCUAGAAUACAACGGUUACAAGUACCCUGACUGGGGAGAAACCAUAGGCUGGAUCAUGGCUCUGUCUUCAAUCGUGUGCAUUCCAAUUGUGAUGAUAUACAAGUUGGCCACAACACCAGGCUCUCUUAGAGAGGUAACUACCACAUUAGUGUUCACUAACCUUUAAGGGGAGAAUGAGAAACAUGUUUGAAAAAAAUGUGUCAACCUCAAAUACCAUGCGUGACUGAAAAACUAGUGAUUGAAACGCCGGAAGUUGACUUACAUGAGUUUUAGAUGAAAACGUUUCAAUUGUCACUAAGACUCCUCAUUUUCCUUUGUACACACCAAGUACAAUCAUAAUAUUAUGCGUCUGUAUAUUUUAUCCCCAAUGUAAGCAAGGCAUUGUGAAUAUGUCUUGCAUAUAUUGGAGGAACCUCAACGGUUGCAUUGAGAAGUAUUGUGCUCGUCUCACAAUAAUUCGACCGGCUAUACUCGAAAGUUGCUGAGGUCAGGGCUCGGGCUUUGUUGCAGAGUCCACACCGGUCAGCAUUCCAGCUCUGGUCAGUUAUUGUAUUCAUUGACGAGACACUUGUGUAUCCAGCUCAACACUACGUUCCCACAGCCGUAGCCUUGACUUACUGGUUGAGAUCCAAGUAUUUCGAUGACAUGACAAGUCUUCUAAUAAUUUUACUCGCUAUACGUACACAUACUUAGUCGCGAGUGAUGAAAGCAAUCUUUGACAUCUUGUUGUAAUGAAAAUUCCUCACGGAAAAUAAGAAUCCUAUAGAAUUUGCGUCACCCCCAACCAAUGGCUUCGUUGCUCAGUUGGUACAUGGUGGUGACCAACAAUUAUCUGGGAGACACGGGUCCCUUCGGAGCCUGAAUCUUUUUAGGCUUAUCCUGCAAUGGCUAAAACUCCAACACUUCUGCUAGUAUCAUUUCUUUUCAUGAUCUCUUACACCAUCUAACUUAUUCAUGCAUUUCUUUCAUUUUCGUCAACAGCGUUGGGAUACCCUGACCACGCCCGGUCUAAAGAAUCAGUCUCCAGAGGCCAAAGGCCACGAUUUCCCUAAGGGGUCUUACAAACUCCAAACCACGACAUCGCUUUGAGGGGAUAUACAUAUGACUUGGACUUUUCUCAGCUAUAAAGUGUUUAUAGGGACUUUAAGGAAACCACAACAGUAAUGGAAACCAGAAAGUUAGCUAUCCUUUCCCCAUUUUUAUGAAAAAAAGCAACCCUCCAUCAACACCUACAUCUGUAAUUUUUAUUGCAAUUGUGCCAGGUGGAGAAUCAGACGACUAGUUUCUGGCCGAGAACGUUGGCUGUUAAGGACCAAUAACAUUCGUACAUUUUUACUGAAACGAAUAAAGGGCUGUCUUUUUAUUAAUAUCAAAUGAAAAAUGACAUCGGAUGAAUAAUACCAGGAUAAUUCCAAAAUUUUGAUCUUUAAGUAUUGGAAAUAGUCGAAUCAAGUAUUGGGAUUGUGUUUAAUACUAAACCCAAAUGCUAAAUGCUUUCUAAAGCGUAGAGGUACAUAAGGUCAGGGAACUGGAGAGCUAGGAUCACUACAAGGCAUCCGGAUCGGUUCAGCAAAGUUUUGAAGAUUUAGGGAUUGAAUGCUGAAAGUUCUGAUCAAAGGCUUGGUAAUUAAUCUAUAUUACAGGUAUACAAACAAACUCGAAAAGCAUUCCAUAAUUAAAGACCUUUUUUCUGUUCUCAGUUCUAUUUCUGCUAUUAUCAAUCUUUCUUCGUGGUACUUCUUUAUUUCCGUGCUCAUUUUGGCCGAUCACUUGAUAAUUGAAAACUAACCCGCCUAUCCCGCAUAUUUAUUUUUCAGCCUGAAAAGGGAAGAGCUGCGUUCUGUUCAUAGUUGCAUCCCUUUCGUUGGGAAUGACCAUGCAUUCUCUCUGCUGUGCGUUUCUUCUAAUUUCGUUUUAUUUUCCCUCAAAAAGACUAAUAAUAAAUAAUCGUCAUUUUCACGUUCUUGUCUAAUUCAUGUAUCAAUAUAACUUUGAGAUAUAGCUCUAUUGGAAUCUAUGCAAAAUACCUCGCGCAGCUGACUGGUUACGAAAGACAUAAGCAAAUUUCUCUAAUGUUGGAUUGCCUGGAAAUAAGGAAACGAAUCAACAUUCGCUGUUAAAAAAAGCACUGACAUAGUUUGCUUUAGUUCGUGGGUUUUUAAUACAGCUUUGUUCUCGAUUUAUGACGUAAUUUUUUUUAGUUCACUCUCGAGAAAGAUUACCUGCUGUUGCUUACUAGUACUAGCUGUUGUUGACUUGCAAGACCGUCAAAUUUCGUAACGCUUAACAUCUCGCCUGUCUUGCACUUUAAGUCAGAGUUGUAUUUAAAAGGUUUCUUUUAACCUCUCAGGUUCUAAAAGGCACAGUUUGUGUAUCAGAUAACUGCACCAUAACACGGCAAUUAAAACAUGACAAAGUUACAGAGGGGAAAGUUGCAGAUGACGGCUACUCACGCGCUAUUUUACAUGAUAAUCCUAAUCGAGAGAGAUAAAUAAACAACAUAAAGCGAGAGCAGAGUGUUUUUAGGUAAGAAAAUAAUGGCUUAGAUGCCAAAGUCCAUACUUAUGAUACUGCUUGUUUAACUUGAUCAUGUAAGUAUCAUUUGUCCGUUAGUGGAAAUGAAUUAGACACAUGUUUUAUUACCUACUUUAAAUGAGUGUAAAACUUUUCUUCCUAAGUUUUAAAGUAAAUUCCCUUAGCAUUUAGUAUUUUUUUUGUGCACUAUUGUCACUUGUUCUUGGAUACGACCACUCCUUGUUUUUGUUCUCCGAUAAUAAAUAGAGCUAAACGUUAUUUUAACAUGACUACAGCUACUUCAGGCUCGAGCUUACUAAUAUUUAUCGUUUGAAAAUCGUUUAAAACUAUUCAAACCAGAGAAAAAAAAAUUAUCAUAUUCAACGAAAAAAAAACUUUUCGAAAACCACAACAAACGUGUUAAUCGUGAGAUUUUUUGCUCCUCAAAGCUAAGAUAAACUCAUACACGUAAUCAGCUCUCACAAGCACUUGAUAGGGCGACUUACCAAAAAAAAAAUAGUUAAAAUAGAAAACCUCAUUUCUAAUUCUUAUGGACAUCUGUCACUCAAAGCAUGAUUUAUGUAUAUGGAAAUAAGAUGGAAAUGUGAAGCGUACACACUCGUUAUGAAAUAGUUUUUCAACGGCACACAGUUGAGUUGAACCACUGCCCGUUAUCAAUGGACAAUAAAGUUAAUAAGCGGGAAACUUGGGGCAAGACGAUCGACUUUGUUCUUGCGCUCGUAGGGUUCUCUGUUGGACUGGGAAACAUUUGGCGCUUCCCGUACCUUUGCUAUAAAAAUGGUGGAGGUGAGUGUAGAUGGCGUCAGGAUGGUUGAUGAUGAUUACUGUAAAUUUACUUGUAUUAUGUAAGUGCUGGUGCUUUUGAUAAUCUGGCGAAACUUUAUUCGUUUCCAUUUGAGUAUGUUCGAUUAAAGCGGAAGGAGCAACUGCAGAAUACCCUGCCACUUUGGUCCACUUCAUUUAUAUGCGUCGGGACGCUUCCAAGAUCGAGGCAGAACACAAUAAACGUUAUUCUUAUUCAGUGACAUUUAAAUGAGUGGCAGGGUAUUCUGCAGCAUAGCCAGCUUGAAAAACAAUUUACAGUUCUUAAAAUAUAGCUUUGGUCAACCUUGUUCUGACAUCGAUUCACCACAUUAUACUGAGAAGGCUCCGUCCGUGCGUCACUCACGUCAAGGCCAUACACGUGUCUCACAAGCCCACGGCCAUAAAUUUUAUUUGAUUAGAUUUGAAAAUUUUACCUAGUGGCCUCGUGAUGUGCUUAACAAUGGAUCUGAAAACUGUUUCUUUCUGUAUUGCUGAGACCAAGUGAGCAAGCGAGUAAUCCCAUCGGUCAAACUUGUUCUGAACGGCUCCAUUAACCUCGUGCCUCAACACUCGGCUGAAAACUUUAUUUAAUUUUAUUUGAGAACUUUAAGUAGAUGCCUUAUGAUGUACCUGACACUGAAUUUGAAAAAUUUGUUUUGCUGAGAGCAACAAACACAUUUCUGUGACUAGAGUAUAACUUUAGGCGCGAUCGAACAACCGUAGACUGCAAUAGAGCCAAUACUUAUGCCAAACAGUGACGUCUUUGAAAACUUUAGCAAUGGCUUGAGGGCUAUUGUUUUAGUACAUUAUUAAUCACUCUCCCUCUUUAAGCUUGAAAACUUUUCUUUUUGUUGUCAGGAUCAGAAAUCGAAAAGGUUUUGCAUGCAUGGAAAAAUACAAAUAUGUAGAUUUUAACUGAAACCACUCCUAGACCACUCUACACUGCUUCCACUUUGAAAUAGUCAAGAUGUAAUUGUUCCAGCUCUAUCUGAAUAUAUUUCACUUUCCUUUGGUUUUGAUGGUCUUUUACCUCGAGCGAUUUAUCGUUGUUUUAUGAAAAAAAAAUUGCCUUGUCAACGAACCUAACCAGUGUAUAUUAUUUGAGAAUUAUAAACAGCAAGUUUUUCUUUACAAUUAAACAUUAUUUGCUGAUUCAAACGCAAUGAACAGGUUUUCGUUAAGAGGUGCACUUGACAAAGAAAGUCUCUGGCUGAUGUGUUUUCCAUUGAGUUGUGAUUCGUUCUUGAUUCAUUAUCCACAUUUUUGUUUUGUUUUCAUGUGUUACCGGGUACCCCAUGUAGGAUGUUUUCUGAUCCCUUACCUAAUUUGCCUCGUUUUUGCUGGUGUCCCUGUUCUGAUCCUGGAAGUUUGUCUGGGACAGUUUGCAAGUCAAGGUGGAAUUACAGCAUGGCUGAUAUGUCCACUUUUUCAAGGUUUGUUUUAAUCAGCUAAAAGCUAUGUAAUAAUUCGGUUUUAACGCUAGUUUUUGUUCCAUUGGGUGUGGCAAACGAUGAUCAAGAAAUCAUGAUUAUAGUUUUUCUCGUAACUCUGCUAAUGAUAAUGAAUAAAGAGUGUAAGGUUUUAAAGGAAACUGUGGUGCUGUGUCGGUAAGUUGCGGGAGGGGGGGGGGAAAAUCACGAUAUAAUUUGGUCCUAUCAGCUGAGUUUAUAAGGAAAAAUGGCCACCGUAAAUAGAUUUUAAGGUAAAGAGAUUCUAACGUUUCGAGCAUCAGCUCCCAUUAACCAUAAAUGUUUAAAAGAGCGAAGUGUUACUAAUACGUGACCAUUAAAUAACGUGAAAACAGGUUACAUCGAUAGCAAUUCAAGGGUAGAGAAGUAAAAAUGGUUGAUGUAACAUUUUAAAUACCUUUUACCUUGUAACUUAAUGCCGACAUCUUGCUAGCGCCAAGUAAGAAGAUUACCUCGAUUAAUGAUUUCCAAGCUGUGCUCAAGAGAAUAUUGUCAGUUGAUAUUUUCUUGUUGUAUUACAUUACACCGAGCCUCGACAAUCUUCCGCCGUUCGUUCACACCAGCUGUUCUCUCUGUUUAACAGAGAGUUUAAUGCGAAAUGGCUUUCAUGGGCUUUCAUUGUCAUAAUAACAAGAUAUACCUACAAUUAGGCAUUUUCUUUUACCUUCUGCUGCUUUUUGUCGGCGAGAUGAUGAUCCUUUUCACUAGUAAAAUAUAAAUAUGAAAACGAUCUUCGCAGUAAUGAAUACUACUAAAGCAGUAGUGAAAAUAAGGCCUGAAAAAAAAUUUUAAGGCCUGUACGGGAUUUGAACCUAUGGCCUCUGCAAUACCAGUGCAAUAAUCUUCCAACUGAGUUAACAAGCCAACUGGGAGCUGGUCAUUAUGUUGGUUCUUAAUAAACCCGUGAAGUGAUAAAUCAAUGACUGUGAAUAUAUGAAAAUCAUAUAUGUGAACAGCGGUUAAAGAAAUGAAUAUGAAAGUGAUCCUAUCAGUAAUGAAAACUGCGUACGCAGUAGUGAAAGUAAGGAAUGAAAAAAAUUCAGACCUGUAAAGGAUUUGAAACCAUGAUAUCUUUUAUAUAUACACACACACGCACAUAUAUAUAUAUAUAUAUAUAUAUAAUAUAUAUAAUAUAUAUAUAUAUAUAUUGAAAUUCGAUUUCAUUGCAGGCAUUGGAUGGGCAAGUGUUAUCAUCGUUCAGUUUUUAAACAUAUAUUACAUCGUCAUCCUCGGCUGGGCUCUGUUUUACAUGUUCGCGUCUUUCCAAUCCGAGCUUCCUUGGUCUCGCUGUGGCAAUGAAUGGAACACACCGAAUUGUGUUGACUAUAUCACAUAUCAAAAAGGCUCCAGUAUAGCCAAUACCACACUCAUACCAACCGUAAUGGCGAACAUGUCGAACAUGUCAACAGUGCCAACUGCAGUGGCAAAGGCAGCUAAAGUGUCUGCGAGCGAGGAGUAUUUUGAGUAAGUGAAGCUGUAAAGUAGUUAAGUAUUAAGCCUUUGACCUUUAAGAGUGACUUAUCACCCCUGAAUCAAACAUUAAGGUCACGAGAAUUAAAAAUUGAUCACAAACUAAGGAAGCUCUUGAUUAUCGGGCAGUUGGUGAGUCGGUUAGUCAUUCAUUUAGUAAAUCAGCGGGUCGGUGAGUUAGAAGGUUAGUCAGUCAGUCAGUCGGUUAUUUGGUCUGUCAGUCAGCCGGUCAGGCAGUUAGUCAGUCAGUCAGCCAGUCGGUCAGUUGGUCAGACGGUCAGUUGGUCGGUCGGUCAGUUGGUCGGUCGGUCAGUUAGCCAACCAGCCGGUCAGCUGGUCAGCCGGUCAGUUAGUUUGUCAGUUAGGCGGUCAGUCAGUCAGUCAGUCAACUAGUUGGUCAGUUGUUCAGUGAGUCUGUUGGUCAGUUGGUCAGUGGGUUAGUCAGUCGGUCAGUCAAUUAGUCAGCCGGUGGGUGAGUUGGUCAGUCAGUCAGUCGGUCAUUCAUUAAGACAGGGAAGAAAACUAUUAUUAUUUUUAUGCAGGCUGUUAACAAUUUGAACAAUUUAACAAAUAUAUCUAGUAGGCAAGUUCAUAAGUCAACCGAGUACCGAGAUGAUUUCCAAUUACACUACUUACCUCUCUUUCUAGACAUAGAGUUUUAAAGCUGAGCACUGCUUUGGAUGAACCCGGUAUAGUAAACUGGGAUGUAGCUUUGUGUCUCUUGUUGGCUUGGAUAAUCUGUUACCUCUGUGUUUUCAAAGGUGUCAAAUCCACAGGAAAGGUGAGGGAGCCGUAAUCUUAACAUUUUUAAUUUUCUUGCUCUUUUAGGUUGCCUCUCAUAGAUAGAAUUUAGUUCAGACAUGGUUUGAUGCUACUCUGGUUUACAGAUUCAGUGAAUGCAACCGAAGAAGUUACAAUUCAUAGACCCAACGUUUCGACACUCCUGUCUAGUGCCUUCAUCAGGGGUGAUCUAAACGCUGUAACAAUAGGUCCUUUUAUAUGAUCACUAACUGACUAAUUGACGAGGUGUAAAUAGGCGUCAGGAAGUAAGCCGCCAUCAUCACGACUUAACGGAGCGUGGGCGGAGUUAAUAUGCCCAGCUUCCAAAAAAAGGCGCUGGUAGUAACGCCAAUACGUGGUGAUGAUUUUAGAAUUAACCCACCGAAUAGUAUGGUUAGUUAGUCAUAUGUGCUCCGAUAAAGCUGAAUUUUCUUUUUUGCAAAAGAAAACCGCUUUUUGAUGCUCUUUCAAACGUGUACCAAACAGAUGUUUGGCCUGUCCUAGACAUAAAAAAACGGUUUUCUUUCGCAAAAGAGAAAAUUCAGCUUUAUCGGAGCACACAUGCCUAACUAACCAGGCGUUUAGAUCACCCCUGAACGUUGGGUCUAUGAAUUGUAACUUCCUUGGUUACAUUCAUUAAAUAUGUAAACCAGAGUUUAAGGGACUUUUAAAUUUUAAUCACUUGUUUGAGAAAAUUUCCAUAAUAGGAAACGUAUCUUACUUUUUGUUUGUAAUUGAUGUUCUUAUAAUCUAGGUUUACUAAUAAAACUCCCACAAGAGCUUCCUCGAGAACUGAAUUUUUAUCAUCCCUCAUUAAAAGCUAAAUUCGAAAGGAUCAUGGAAUAUCUAAAUCAUUUUAAAUCUUCUAACUGUCACUUCUUUCUGGCCUUUUUAGAUAUUCUUUCACCCGAAUCAUUUCUUAGGAUGAUCUUAACACAGUUAAUUUAAAACUAAUAAAUAUGCCGUUUUCGUCUCGUUACAUGGAUGAAUCGAAACUCAGACUUACGCAUUCUGAUACUCAUCCUCUGAUCUUCGGGGAACUUUAUGGCAAGCUACGCCAUUACAGUUCACUUGCUACGCGCCCUGUUUACGGCUAGGAUUAGCAAUAUCGACAGCUUCGUAUUAGUGAACAGAAUAUGUAGAGAAAGAUGUUUCAUUUUAAGGUUAGUUUGAUUAAAUCAUUUUUCGAAUGAUAUGUCGUAAAAUGAAAACCGAAAUAAAAAUUAAAAAUUAAUUAGCACAUUGAAAUUAAACCAGUGUAAUCUCGAUUAUGUGCGACCCUCAAUUCGUUAAUUCUCUUUCUCAGGGUUCGAUUUAACUGCGUAACUUUUAUGUUAAUAGAUAGCAGGUGUUAACAUCCAUUGACACAAUACCAACGACUUAUCCACGACAUUUACACCAUAAACUGGCGAACCGAACAGAACGACAACAUUACCAACGGAUCCACACUGACCAGUCAUGAUCUAUUACGCCGUUCGAGCCUUAUUGCCGAUAAAUCACGGCUAAACUGACCAAUCAGCUUACACGAGCUGGACUUAUUAACACUCGACUGACAAAAACUCAUCACUUAAUAUUGAUGAUGACUUAAUAAUAAGUUCUUAUAUAGCGCAUUAAAAUUGAACUUCCGCUUAGGUUGUCGAAACGUCGGUCACUUCUACCGACAAUAGUCUUUCUCGGGACUACCCUCACCAAGACGAUUAAACCACACGUUCAAAUGUUACAUCUGGGUUUAAACCAUUUAUUGUAGAGACAACAAUAUUGGCCAAUAUAACUAGCUAACAUUAACGGCACAAUUAUAAAAAAAGAAAAAACAGCAACAACAUCAAGCAAACAUACGGACAGGGAAAGGAACACAUCAUUACAUGAAUGAUAUCUUUCACAGGUUGUCUACUUCACUGCCACAUUUCCUUAUGUACUUUUGACGAUUUUACUCGUUCGAGCCGUCACUUUACCUGGUGCUGCUGAAGGGAUCAAGUUUUACCUCACUCCAAAUUUUACUCGACUGGCUGACGGUCAGGUGAGAAGUGAUGAAGAAAUUUUUAAAAACUGAAAUUGAAUGGGCCAAGUAAAAAAAAAAUAUAUUUUUAAAUUAUUUAUGAACUCUAAGCUUUAAGAGGGUCUCCAUGGGUAAGGCGUAAAAAAAAUACAAUUUUAGACCGUUAUUCGUAAAAAAUGUUUACCGUAAAAAUUGUUCUUUUAAUUGCAACGGGAAAAAACUGACUGUUAGCUGUUAAUGGGCCAAAAUUUUAACUGUUAGCCGUAAAAGCUAUUACCCCAUUGAGACCUACCUUUAAAUUAAAGUUUACACUUGGUCAAUUAUUUACUCUUAGUAUUUGUUCAAACUCGAAGGUGUGGCUUGAUGCUGGAACGCAAGUGUUUUUUUCAUAUUCUAUUGGACUUGGAACGUUGAUUGCCCUCGGGAGUUACAACAGAUUCCAUCACAACUGUUACAGGUUAGAAAACACAAGAAAAUCUGCUUGGUUUCUUUGCCAAGGGUGUCGCCUCUUGUCUACUUGGUGACGUUUCGAUAACCUUUCCACAGUUCUAGUUGAGAUAUUAUGGCUUCGUUUCUAUGGGACUACAUAUAGCGAAACUGAGCUUUCAAUCAGCAAAUUUGCUCACGUUUUUAAAACUCGAAGCUGCCAUGGAGAAUCCAAUUUAAUAACACGGUGACAUCAUUGAUAGGAUUUUAUAAUGAAGAGUCAAAGAGGUCGAACACCUGUAUCUAUUUAAAACCUGUAUCUAUUUAAAACCCAGGUACUGAGUAUUUAGCGAUAGCGCGGUUUUCAGCUGAUCGUAGAUUGCUUUGCAUAAGUCUUCUUAACUUUUCCCCGUAAUUGAUCUAAAAACUCUCGCCACCACCUCGGUCAAUUAAAUGCAAAACUAAAGCCAAUCUCAACUUGGUUACUGGCGUUUUCCCGCGCUUGACGCAGGGUGCCUGAUUUUAUUUUGAGUUCCCAUUGGUCCAUGGUGAUUCCACCCUUGUUCUGAUUGGUUUCUGUGACUACUUGGGUUUUGGUUUCUCUCUUCAUCUCUCAAUUGAAAACUGCUCUAUAAAAUUAAAUUCUGAAUAAAUAAAAAGAAGAAGUGCAAGCUUGGAUUUCUUGCUUAUUUAGCGAAGAUUUGUGUUAAACAUUUAACUUAACAAUUAAUGCUGUUUCUCGCACAGGGACAGCAUAAUAUUCGCAUGUGUAAACAGUGGAACAAGUUUCUACGGCGGUUUUGUGAUUUUCUCAGUUCUUGGCUUCAUGGCUCAGAAGCAAGGGGUUGAAGUAAAGGACGUGGCAAAGGGGGGUAAGAAAAGACGGUAGAGCCUGGGUAGAGCAAUUUUCAAACAAUCGUUGAAACCAACUCGAGAUUCCAUUGGAUUUGCCUUCCAUCCCUAUGUAAUUAGUCCAGAAAACUCGCUCCAAUCUCGCAUAUGUUUAUUAGUUCAUUAAGUUGUAUCUUCUCAAACAAAGUUUGAGAAGAUCUUACUUGAAUAUGAAAGCGAUCUUCACAGCGGAGCACUACUUAAGCAGUAGUGAAAAAAAGGCCUGAAAAAAAUUCAGGCCUGUACGGGAUUUGAACCCAUGACCUCUGCGACACUGGUGCAGUGCUCUACCAACUGGGAGAUGGUCACUGUGUUGGUUCCAAAUAAACCCGUGAAGUGGUGAAUAAACGACUGUGAAGAUCGCUUUCAUAUUCACGUCUUUAUCCGCAGUUCAAAUGUAUAACUUUCACAGCCGUUUAAGAUCUUACUUGUUGUCUCAUUCAGAAGAUAUUGGUUAUGUCACGAUAAAAUUUACCUGAUCCCUCGGGCUCUGUAAUAUACAUAUUAUCCCCCCUCGUUGGCAGUUCAUCGGAAAUCAAAUUUUCUUAAGUCCCCUGUCUAUACUAUGUUGGUGGCGAGUAAUCCCUCCGUUUCCCCUGAAAACCAUGAGAUCCCCUCUCAAAUCCUCCAACCCCCCCUUACUAGUCUCCAACUCAUCACAUCGCCUCCUCCCUAGGUCCAGGACUUGCAUUCAUCGCUUACCCAGAAGCCGUUGCUCAGAUGCCUUUGGCCCCUCUAUGGUCGGUUCUGUUUUUCUUUAUGGUCUUCUUGCUGGGACUCGACAGCGAGGUACUAGAGUGAAUUUGCAAUUUAUCAAACUUUGAACUGGAUAUCUUGUGUGUUUUACAAGUAUGUGCAUAAACAUUGCAGAAAACAUGAAGGGGCAUAUUAUGAUGAUGACCUCUAAUUUUUGUCUUUUUUCAAGUUUGUGGGCAUUGAGGGAUUUGUAACAGCCAUUGUGGACCUGUUCCCCAGACACUUGAGGCGUGGUUAUCGUAAAGAGAUGUUCAUCGCAUCUAUGUGCUGUAUCUGGUUUCUCAUUGGUCUGUCCAUGGUUACUAAGGUACCUUCAAAAGCAUAAAAGAAAAACGUAAAGAUCUUGUGUUAUAACUUUCUGGAACUAGGUUACAAGCAGACCCUAAUGAUGAGCCCUGCAGGAUGUGUGUUUCUCCGCCUGCGAAAAGAUUUGAGUCGAGUCGGCGAGAGGUUUACCUGUAGGAUCGGUGUCGGGGAUCUCAGUGGCACUAAUAAUGAGACUUACACUCACUGCACACUUCUUACUGGUUUGCGUUUCUCAAAGCCUCUUACUUUUCCGCAGGUGAAGAAACUCUCGUGCCGAGCACUAAUAGUAGGGACCUUUAGCAAACCACGACGGCGACGGCAACGAGGAAGUGGCAAAACAAAAGAUCUAAUGAGCAGAACAAUAGCUCAGCUCGUGUGUUUUCAAAGUGUGUACAUUUCUUAGCCGUCCUCUGCAAAAUAACAAUGUGAAAUCAUAAAAAUUUGCAUGGUCCGAGAAAGGAAACCUCGACGGCAAAUUAUCUAAGUUUCCAUUUGGAACUCAACGCUGUUCUCGUAGCUAUGCUGAGGUUAACUUGCGGUAAUGUUAGGGAUGUUAAUCAUAUCCACUAAUUUGCGAAAUUCCGACAACAAAUAUAAAUUCAUUUUUAAAUCGACGUCUUCUUUGGCGUUGCCGUCGUAACUGCUAAAGGUCUCUAAUAAUAGGGAGCUUAAGCAAACCACGACGACAGCAACGAGAACGCAAAAUAACACCGCGAAAUCGCCAAAAUUUGAGGGAGAAACUCCGACGGCAGGUCAUUUAUGUUUCCAUGUUGAACUCAACUAUGCUCACAUGCGUUAAGCGUAAGUUGAGGUGUGGUAACGUAAGAGAUGGUAAACAGGUCCAGUCAUUCGUGAAAUUCUUACCAAAAAUAAGAUUUAGUUUCUUAAUUCAACAAUGUCUUCCUCGCCUUUCCCGUCCUGGCUGCUUAAGGUCCUUAAUGAAGACCUGAACAAACUCUUUUGAAAAGCAGCUCUACUUUUUAUAUCAAAUUCCUGGUUAAUGAAACCCCGAUCAAAAGCCUCCACAGAGUUUUUACUUCAUUUAAAAUUCUCUCGUGAGAUUGAUAAUUUGCCAAAAAAACAAAAAAAUAAAAGAUCAUAGAACGUAAAAGCAAAUGAUUUUCUGUAGAAGGGCGAACUUACGAAGUAUUUCUCUGCAGGAAUGGAAUAUGUUUUACAAUGACAUUUGCCCUAGUUUUAAAGGGAUAUCUAUUUUUAUACAAUUUCAUACGAUUAAAAAAAUAUUGAGCAUAUGUCUCUUACAUGCAACAAAGAAAAGUGCGAUUUUAAACGACACCACUACUGCAAUCGGCAAAAACAGAUAUAAGCUCUGAUUUUACAUAUUUAACCGUUUCCUCUAAUCCUUAAAACAACGAUAUUGUGGUAGAAUAGCAGCAAGACCUCUCUUUUAGCGUAAAUGCAAACGUUUCUCCGUGCUUUAGCGUAGAAAACGACUCUAAAGGUUAGAAGGUUGAUAUUAUAAAGAAAUAAAAUCUCAGGGCCCUGUGAGGAUUCCAAUCGAGCCUGUGUCGAUUUCUCAGUAAUUUCACAACCAGACGAGCAACGGAGAAAGCGUCAGCGAGCUUGAUCAUAUGAUAGGUUAUAGUGUCAUAUUCACUUCUACUCAUACCUUUGUGGAAUUUUAGCCCGUGAUUUUCGUUAAAUGUUGAUGUUUUUCUUUAAUUUUCAGGGUGGGAUGUACGUCUUUCAACUAUUUGACAAUUACUCGGCCAGUGGCUCUGCUCUUUUGUGGAUCGCCUUGUUCCAAAGUAUUGCCAUUGGUUGGAUCUACGGUAAGAAUAUAAUAGUUGCAACCAAGAGUGUGGACGGAGGUUCUGUUUAUACGCCUGAAUUGACUAAAAGUGGUCUUUUUAAAAACGUUGGGAUACAGAAUAUGCUUUUACCAACCGUCUCAAGGAGUUUUAACCUCCAAUGAACGUUACGAUAAGUUAGGGGGCAGUGCGAUUCCACAGUCCACGUUUCCUUUAAUAAUGUGCGCGUUUCCGUUGUCUUGGUAUCUUGUAGAAACCGACCCAAUUCUAUCGAUUUUCCGACAGGUGGUGAACGUUUCUAUGACGAUAUGGAGAAUAUGAUUGGAUUUCGUAUUAACCCGUGGCUCAGGUGGUGCUGGAUGAUAUUCACACCUAUUUUCUGUUUGGUAGGACAAAAUAUUUACUUAUCAGUCUCAGAAUUCAUUCUCAGUUUCAUUAAGAAACGUAAUAGAGAGGGGGAAAGGCAAUGACUUUAUUAGAUACAUGUUAAUUUGCCGUGACGUUUAACACAUUGGCAUCUGGGUAAAGAGAGUCUGGUUUGAGCCUUGGCCAGAAUGGAAAUUUUAAUCUAGGAAAAUUAAGUGCAUGUCUUCUUUUGUAACAAUUCCAUUCACAGCGCUUCUUGAUAUUUUGAUUGCUUGAAUGUUGAUCUUUUUCUUUGCCAAGUCUGCAAAAAUCUUUCCAUACGGUUUAGAGCCAUUUUAAAUUGUAUGUACGUUCCUUUCAAGAGUUUCGUAGAAAGACACAUUUUAUAUGCUGAUCGCAGUUCAGUGAUAGAAAUGGGAAUAACCCCACUCGUUUUGUGUUAGAGGUAGAAAAAACAGAACAGUAGGGGUUUUCAAAGGGGUGGCAGCGUUGUUGUGGUAACCUUAAUUAGUUGAAAAAUGAUCACAAAUUGUUGAGAAAUAAUGAAACAUUUUUUUGAUAUGAGUUUCAGGGAAAUGAAAAGUAAAAGCGUUGAAGCUACAGUCCAUCAGAGAGUAGCUAAAUAAAAAAGAUAGGAAAAUUAUUUCGAGCCACCUUAAGGAUUCUAUCUUUUUUGUUCACAGGGUGUUUUCAUUUUUAGUCUAGCGACGUACUCGCCUCUAGAAUACAACGGUUACAAGUAUCCUGACUGGGGAGAAACCGUAGGCUGGAUCAUGGCUUUGUCUUCCAUCGUGUGCAUUCCAAUUGUGAUGAUAUACAAGUUGGCCACAACACCAGGCUCUCUAGGAGAGGUAACUACCACAUCAGUGUUCGCUAACUUUUAACGGGAGAAUGUGUUGUUGAUACCAUGUUUGAAAAAGAAAUGUUCUAACCUCAAAUACGAUGUGCGAAUGAAAAACUUGUGAUUGAAACGUCGGCAGUUGAUUUUCAUCAGUUUUAGAUGAAAACGUUUCAAUUCUCACUAAGACUCCUCGUUUUCUUUUGUACACACCAAGUACAAUCAUAAAAUUAUGGGUCUGUAUAUUUUAUCCCCAAUGUAAGCAAGGCAUAGUGUACAUGUCUUGCAUAUAUUGGAGGAACCUCAACGCUUUCAUUGAGAAGUAAUAUGCUUGUCUCACAAUAAUUCGACCAGCUAUACUUGAAAGUUGCUGAGGUCAGGGCUCGGGCUUUGUUGCAGAGUCCACACCGGUCAACAUUCCAGCUCUGGCCAGUUAUUGUAUUCAUUGACGAGACACUUGUGUCUCCAGCCCUCCUUAACCCAGAGUUAAUUAGCCAUUUUUACGAUCAACUCUACGUCCCCACAGACGUAGCCUUGACUUACUGGUUGAGAUCCAAAUAUUUCGAUGCCAUGACGAAUCUUCUAAUAAUUUUACUCGCUAUACGUACACAUACUUAGUCGUGAGUGCUGACAGCAAUCUUUUACAUCGACUUGUAAUGAAGAUUCCUCACGGACAAUAAGAAUCCCAUAGAAUUUGCGUCACUCCCAACGAAUGGCUUCGUUGCUCAGUUGGUACGUAGUAAUGGCCAACAAUUAUACGGGAGACACGGGUCCCUUCGGAGCCUGAAUCUUUUUAGGAUUUUCCUGCAAUGGCUAAAACUCCAACACUUCUGCGAGGAUCAUUUAUUUUCGUGAUCUCUUACAUCAUCUAACUUAUUCAUGCAUUUAAUUCGUUUUCGUCAACAGCGUUGGGAUACCCUGACCACGCCCAAUCUAAAGAAUCAGUCUCCAGAGGCCAAAGGCCACGAUUUCUCUCAGGAGUCUUACAAACUCCAAACCACGGCAUCGCUUUGAGGGGAUAUACAUAUGAUUUGGACUUUUCUCAGCUAUGAUGCGUUUAUAUGGACUUUAAAGAAACUACGACAGCAAUGGAAACAAGAAAGUGGCGAAAUAAAAUAAUUAAUCCUUUCAUUCUAACAUACGUAAACAUAUUCCCCGCACUUUCCUUUUUAAAUUUCUUAAGGUACUGACAGAGAAAAUUUUUUCGGCAAUCAAGAGCUCUUAAAUUUGUGAUCACUUUCUUUAUCCUCGUGACCUUGAUGUCUGAUUCAGGAGUGAUAUUUUAAGGUUAAAUAAAAAUUCAGUUACUCUGAGGGGGUUAAAAAAAUAAGGAGCUUAAUAAAUAGCUCAGCACUUGCGUUUUAAAACUUUCUGCAUUCCUCAACGCUUUUCGCAUAAUAUUGUUGUGCUGAAGUCGCAGUAAGUAGCGAUAAAGAGGAUACCCAAA
This is a messenger RNA of Pocillopora meandrina, 26055 nucleotides long. The record is from the annotation of a GenBank genome assembly. Lineage: Eukaryota; Metazoa; Cnidaria; Anthozoa; Scleractinia; Pocilloporidae.